Monosiga brevicollis MX1 is the source of this 1804-nucleotide messenger RNA. RefSeq lists its product as uncharacterized. Gene Ontology annotation, biological process: glutathione metabolic process. The coding region runs from base 1 to 1461 and encodes 486 amino acids. The transcript has 10 exons. Gene Ontology annotation, molecular function: glutathione transferase activity. Lineage: Eukaryota; Choanoflagellata; Craspedida; Salpingoecidae. The record is from RefSeq and is a predicted model, not a curated record.
AUGUCGGUCAAUCUGUGUCUCACCUCUUCUUGCUCCUGGGUGUCGCAGAACCUUGGCGAGUCAACACCAUUGAGACCCAUUACCAUGUCGCUGCCCACGUUGUAUGCGCCCGCUGAGCAGGGUUUUACCGAGCAGAUCCGUAUGCUCUUUGCCGAGACUGGUGUCAAGUAUGACGAUAUCAUUUCGGACGCAGCGGCGAUGGACAAGAAGGGCGAGUUAAACUUUCACAAGCUGCCUAAGCUAGUUUGGACGGAUGGCUUUGCCCUCUGCGAAUCGGCGGCCAUCAUGGAGCACAUUGCCGUGCAAGCUGAUGCUGCCAAGGCCGGGCGUGGCAACUCGUACCUGGGAGGCAAUGAGAUGGAGCGCUCCAUGGCCCGGGCAUUGUGCCAGGCGUCCAACGACCUGCGUCGCGAGUUGUACGAAAUGUACCUCAAGCCGGGUCCCCUUCAAGACCAGGACAAAUUUGUUUCCACCACGCUGCCUCACUGGCUGCAGCAUCUUAACAAGUUGGCGGUGGAGACGGAGAGCAACGACCACGGUUUGGGACCCGGCGUGCACUACACGUUUGGUGAUGUGGCCAUGUUUGAUGCUCUGACACAGUUGCGCCAAGCUUUUGGCGAGGACGUGCUGAACGAGUACCGUGAGCUCAAAGCCUACUACGACAAGACUGGCAUUCUGCUUGACCUGAAAACGGCAGAGCCUCCAACUCCCGUCAAGAUGUCGGUUGAAUACGCCAUGAUGGCUCCUCAGGAGGCCGCUCGCCAGGACAAGCGCAUGAACUCGGCGCUUAACUUUACCCUUCUCAUCAUUGCCCUCAUCAUCUCCGUCGUCGCCGUCACUCUGGCCGGUGUCGCCACCAGCGAGAUUGAGAGCGCCAACGGCCGCAUCGACACCCUGUACAACCAGGCUGCCGUCACCACCUCCUCCACCACCCGCACCGUUGGUAUCAACUCGGCCGUCACUGGUCACCCCGUCUGCGCCGAUGACUUCGAGUCGUGCUUCGACCUGAUUGAUGCCACCACCCAGUUCAUCACCAACAACCUCACCCUUGACAACUACACCAAGCUCGGUACCUCCAAGGUCAUGACCGCCCUCUUUGACGCCGAGGGCACCCUCCUCAGCAAGUCCGAGGGCGCCGCCGACAUCUCUCUGCCCGAGUCCACCGACGACUGCUUCCUCGUCCGCCACAACACCUGCUACAUGCACCAGAACGGCAAGCUCGCCACCUUCACCGCCCUCGACCUCGUCAACUACGACGGUGCCCAGGCUCGCCGCCGCAGCUUCGCCUCUGGCUUCAGCGAGGGUGCCACGGAUGGCUCUGAGGGUGCUGCUUUCGGUGGCGCCAUGGGUGGUGCCGUCGGUACCAUCUGCCCCGGUGUUGGCACCGCCAUUGGUGGCGCCGUUGGCUCCCUGGUCGGCGGUACCAUCGGCUUUGCCGCUGGCUUCUACGAUGGCUAUUAAGCUGUCCGCCCGCUCGCAUCGGCUGGCUGAACCCAUCCUUGACCCAAUCCAUGAGGCGCGUGACCCCCUGUCAUGAUUCUUCAUACUGGCUGUUACGCACCUGUUCUGUGGCUUGAGCCCUGGUUUGCGGUUCCCUUUUGUGUUUAUUUUUGCAGCAUGACAACAUUCAUUUUCUUUGAUACUGGUGGUUGAUCCAAACCGGUUCAGACUGGCGUGACGUUGAGCUGUGACAACAGUCUUUUCGGCACGCUCGCCUGUAGAGUGUUGGGAUCUAUCCUCUCUUCCCUCUUGUUCCUUCCUUUUUUUUUCCUUUGCUGCCUGGAUACAAUUGAGCACUGUCAGC